Molecule: messenger RNA, 2658 nt
Organism: Cutaneotrichosporon oleaginosum
Lineage: Eukaryota; Fungi; Basidiomycota; Tremellomycetes; Trichosporonales; Trichosporonaceae
Biological process (GO): mitochondrial fission; peroxisome fission
Cellular component (GO): microtubule; peroxisome; mitochondrion
Molecular function (GO): GTPase activity; microtubule binding; GTP binding
Source: RefSeq, a predicted model, not a curated record
CGCCCCCCCCCCCCCCCCCCCCCACAUCACACCAGCGAGAUGGACGGCGACCUCAUUGCUCUCGUCAACAAACUCCAGGACACCUUCAACGCCAUCGGCGGUGAUGCCGUCGACCUCCCCCAGAUCGUCGUCGUCGGUUCACAGUCCUCGGGCAAGUCGUCUGUUCUGGAGACCAUCGUCGGACGCGACUUUCUUCCGCGUGGCUCGGGUAUCGUGACCCGCCGCCCACUCGUCCUCCAGCUCAUUCACACCACCGGUCUCGGCGGCACCAACCAGGCUAGCUCGAGUCAGACUCAGGGCGGCCGUAGCUCGCCAGACCGCAGCUCCCGCGACGACGGCUACCUCCCAGACCUCGGUGGUGGCAAGUCUGGCUCGGGCCGCUCCAUGGGAGGCGACACUGGCAUCGACUAUGCAGAGUUCCUCCACCUCAACCGCCGUUUCACCGACUUUGACGAGGUCCGUCGCGAGAUUGAAGCCGAGACCUUCCGCGUUGCUGGCCAGAACAAGGGCGUCUCCAAGCUGCCCAUCAACCUCAAAAUCUAUGGCCCCGGUGUCCUCAACCUCACCCUUGUCGACCUUCCCGGUCUCACCAAGGUGCCCGUUGGCGACCAGCCUAGCGACAUCGAACGUCAGAUCAAGAACCUCGUGCUUGACUACAUCACCAACCCCAAUGCGGUCAUUCUUGCGGUCUCGCCUGCCAAUGUCGAUCUGGCCAACUCGGACGCGCUCAAGCUGGCGCGCACCGUUGACCCCCGUGGCCUUCGCACGCUCGGUGUUCUCACCAAGCUCGACCUCAUGGACGCUGGCACCAACGCCCUUGACGUUCUCACCGGCCGGACAUACCCGCUCAAGCUCGGUUUCAUUGGCGUGGUUAACCGCUCGCAGCAGGACAUCAACCUCGACCUGCCGAUGGAGGACGCGCGCCGCAAGGAGGAGGAGUUCUUCACCCAGCACCCCGUUUACCGCAACAUCUCGCACCGUUGCGGCACGCGUUUCCUGGCCAAGACCCUUAACUCGGUGCUCAUGAACCACAUCCGGGAGAAGCUCCCAGACAUGAAGGCUCGCCUGAACACGUUGAUGGGUCAGACUCAGCAGGAGCUCAACUCGUUCGGCGACGCGACCUUCCUUGGAGAACAGCACCGCGGCUCGCUUAUCCUCAAGCUUAUGACCGAGUUUGCCCGAGACUUUGUGUCCUCUAUCGAAGGCACGAGCCUCGACAUUUCGACCAAGGAGCUUUGUGGCGGCGCGCGCAUCUACUACAUCUUUAACGAUGUGUUUGGACACGCCCUCCAGUCCAUUGAUCCCACGCAGAACUUGACCAUCACCGACAUCCGCACCGCGAUUCGCAACUCGACUGGUCCCAGGCCAUCGAUGUUUGUGCCCGAGGUGGCAUUUGACCUUCUCGUUAAGCCUCAGAUCAGGCUGCUCGAACCUCCGAGCUUGCGCUGCGUCGAGCUUGUGUACGAGGAGCUCAUGAAGAUCUGCCACAACUCGACCAGCCCCGAGCUUCAGCGCUUCCCUGGCCUGCACGCUCAGCUCGUCGAGGUCGUGUCGGAGUUGCUGCGCGAGCGUCUUGGCCCCACCUCCGAGUAUGUUUCGAGCCUGAUCCAAAUCCAGGCCGCGUACAUCAACACGAACCAUCCCGAUUUCCAGGCUGGCACUGCCGCCAUCGCGCGUGCUGGCGCCCAGGUCUCUCAGGCUCCCCCUCGCCCAGUAAUCUCGCCGGACGGAUCGGUCCUCGACGGGUCCGAGUCUUCCUCUGACUCGGACACCCCGCUUCCCGUCAACGGCAGCGCCAUGGGCCACCAGCACCACGCCAAGGGCUCGACCAUCUCUGUGCCUGAAGUGCGUAACUCGGGCUCGAAGAUCCUUGAUGCCGCCAAGGCAGGUCACUUCAGAGCAUCGUCUCACUCGGGACCUCGGUCACCUCUUCCAGGGUCAGCACCUUCUGGACUCGGCAGCUCGCCCGGUCACAACGCCAACAAUGCCAAGGAGACGUUCCUCAACUACUUCUUCGGCGGGCCCAACGGACCGAACGGCAUGGGCCCUGGGUCAUCUGGCGCUGGGUCGCAUCACCGUCGCGGCCAGGACUCGCGUGGAGCAGGAUCGUCCUCCACACAUGACAUCUUGCCAGACCUCGGCACGCGCCGCAACGGCGGGGCAACCGGUAGCCUUGACCAGAGCAACGCUGCGUUUGACAUGAAGAGCUUGAGCAAGCACAUUGACCCCUCGGAGCAGCCCAUCCAGCUCACUCCGAAGGAGGAGAUGGAGGCCAACCUCAUUCGCUCCCUUAUCGCCAGCUACUUCAACAUUGUGCGACAGACGAUCCAGGACCUGACGCCCAAGGCGAUCAUGCAUCUUCUUGUCAACUUCUCGCGCGAUGCGAUCCAGCAGCGGCUGGUCACGCAGCUGUACAAGCCGGACCUGUUCGGCGAGCUGUUGCAUGAGGACGAGGCGCUUGUGGCGGAGCGGACGCGCGUCAAGGCUUUGUUGGACGCGUACAAGGAGGCGUUCCGUGUGCUUUCUGAAGUAUCCCUCAAGAGCUCGUAGAUGGGGAUCUUGUGUUGAUGCAUACUGCGAUGUUGUCUGCUGCCGUACACGUUUGAUUUCAUGGCCAGCCUUGCUCAUUUGCAACAGUAAUGCAUACCUCUUUCGGUC